Messenger RNA from Oncorhynchus kisutch (coho salmon), 1120 nucleotides. It is a transcript of the gene fitm1, whose product is annotated as fat storage inducing transmembrane protein 1. Lineage: Eukaryota; Metazoa; Chordata; Actinopteri; Salmoniformes; Salmonidae. The record is from RefSeq and is a predicted model, not a curated record. Gene Ontology annotation, biological process: phospholipid biosynthetic process; lipid storage; lipid droplet organization. Gene Ontology annotation, molecular function: coenzyme A diphosphatase activity. Gene Ontology annotation, cellular component: endoplasmic reticulum membrane.
AUGUUUCUCAACACAGUUCUGGUGGUUGUGACAGACCUUUGGGCUGGACUGCUUGGUAGUGCCAUAUUCAGACACCCUUUUCACCUCCUGUUGUCAGGCUUGGUUCUGUUUGGACCAGCGCUGAGUCUGUGGGUGUCCAAGUACAGCAUCUUUGCAAACAGAAACCACUACCUCUGCAGGAUGUUCCUGUGAUCGUGCUGGGGUUGGGCCUGUGUCUUCAUGGGCUCCUUCCUUUUCUCCAUCUGUCGAUAACCCCCUCUCUCCCUUCACCACCUCUCACAGAUAGCUGUCAUGGGAGUGCUGUGGUGGUGCUGUCACCAUCUUCUGACUCUGCUGGAGAAUGCAGCAGGUAGCGGCUACAAGCCAAUGCCUGCUACACUGGAUGGGGGCCUGAAUCUGGGCCAGGGAACCAGUGUCCCAGGUCAGUCUUUACUCUUGCUCCAUGAGGGCAAGGCCUCAUGCCUGAAAGCGGGUAUGCUGUUGCGAGGCUGGGAGGUCUCCGAGGACACCCUCCUCCUCUGCUGCCUCCUCCUGGCUGAGGAGACUGCCAUAUUGGGGCCCUACCUGGCCCUAGGAGGUCCCUCAGAGGCCCCACCGUGCCUGCUCUUCCUGCUCUGUGUCUCCCUGCUGGGCUUGUGGCUGAUCAUGCCGUUCUGUCUGCUGGCUCACUUACCAAGGUUCCCCUCCCAGCUGCUGGGGGGAGCUCUAGGAUAUCUGGGCUGGAGGGGGCUGUAGCAGGGCUGGUAUCAUUUGCAACCUAGCUGAUGCUGUCCUGGGUGGCCUGGAGAGGGACUACUCACCACUACUCAGAGAGCAGUGAGAGAGAGGUCCAUGACGUGUGGAGGCACUGACCAAAAAAUGUCUUAGGAUAAGAAUGGUUGUUGACACUCCACAGCAAAAAAAGGCUCUGCCUGAUAUUUUAUAAAAACUAAGUUAUGAUUUUUGCUUGCGCUUUUCUGGUGCUUUAUAUUCAAUAGGAUAACUCCUAACACCAAUAAGAUCGAAUUGGAUAACAGGACGAUGACAUACAUUACCACAGGAUGGAGUAAAGUCUCAAAUUUUUCACGUUUCCUAAACAAAAUAUUUAAAUACUUUCAAAUCUCACCUUGAGGCAAAAAAA